Miscanthus lutarioriparius is the source of this 681-nucleotide messenger RNA. The record is from the annotation of a GenBank genome assembly. NCBI's taxonomy places the organism in Eukaryota, Viridiplantae, Streptophyta, Magnoliopsida, Poales, Poaceae.
AUGUCUCAAGCCAAGCUUCCUCAUGUUCAGACCGAUUCUUCCGACGACGACGAUGGACCGACGACAAAGCUAGUAUUUCAGAGGAGCAAAUCAGUUGAUAAGCUACUCGGUGGCCAGAAAGUUUCUGACGUCCUGCUAUGGAGGAACAGAAACUUGUCAGCAGGCAUCCUCGCAGGGGCAACAUUGGUCUGGUUCCUGUUCGACGUGGUGGAGUACAACAUAGUAACGCUCCUUUGCCACAUUGCGCUGCUUGGGAUGCUUCUGCUCUUCAUUUGGUCGAAAGCUGCGCCUCUCUUUGACAGGCCGCCUCCACAGAUCCCAGAGGUGAUCGUUUCUGAACAAGCGUUCAGAGAAGUUGCACAGACCAUCCACUACAAACUGGCUCACUUUGUGUCAAUCCUGUAUGACGUUGCAUGCGGGAAGGAUCUCAAGAAGUUCCUCAUGGUGAUUGGGUCUCUGUGGAUACUGGCAAUACUUGGCGAUACUUGCAGCUUCACCACACUGUUAUAUGUUGGAUUUUUGUGUGCUCUGACUUUACCGGCAUUAUAUGAAAGAUACGAAACAGAAGUGGACCAUCUUGUGGCCAAGGGCCAUGAAGACCUCAAGAAAUUCUACAAGAAGGUUGACUCCAAUGUGCUCAACAAGAUACCGAGAGGCCCUGUCAAGACAAAAGUUCUCUAA